This is a messenger RNA of Sphenostylis stenocarpa, 1872 nucleotides long. The record is from the annotation of a GenBank genome assembly. Lineage: Eukaryota; Viridiplantae; Streptophyta; Magnoliopsida; Fabales; Fabaceae.
AUGGAAAGAAGUGAACCCACAUUAGUUCCAGAAUGGUUGAGAAGUGCAGGAAGUGUUGCUGGGGCUGGAAAUUCAAUCCAACAUUUUCCCUCGUCUAAUCACACUGAUUCUUCUUCUGUGGGUCAUCACACAAGGAAUAGGUCUUCUAAGAAUGCUAAUGAUUUUGAUAGUGCUCGAUCUCUGUUUCCUGAUCGAACAUCCUCAUCAAUUUCCCGGAGGAGUUCUAUAAACGGUUCUGCCAAACAUGCCUACAGUAGUUUCAACAGAAGUCAUCGUGACAAAGACCGGGAGAGAGAGAGAGAGAGAUCCAGUUUUGGGGAUAACUGGGAUUGUGAUGGUUCUGACCCAUUGGCCAAUCUCUUUUCUGGAAGGAUGGAGAGGGAUACAUUGCGCCGUUCUCAUUCAAUGGUUUCCAGGAAACAGAGUGAGGUUAUACCCCGUAGAGUUGCAGUUGAUACUAAAUCUGGUGGCAGUAAUCAUCAGAACAAUAGCAAUGGCCUACUUUCUGGGAGUAAUGCUAGUAGUAGCAUUCAGAAAGCGGUAUUUGACAAAGAUUUUCCAUCACUUGGUACUGAGGAAAAGCAGGGAACAGCUGAAGUGGUGAGGGUUUCAUCUCCUGGUUUGGGUGGCACUGCUAGUCAGAGUCUGCCUGUUGGAAGUUCAGCAUUGAUUGGAGGGGAGGGAUGGACAUCUGCACUGGCAGAGGUACCUACAAUAAUUGGUAGCAGCAGUACUGGAUCUCUAUCAGUGCAGCACACUGUUAAUACAAAUUCUGGGUCUGUGGCGUCAAGUUCAACAGCUUGUCUUAAUAUGGCUGAGGCAUUGGCACAGACUCCAUCCCGAGCUCGCUCUACUCCCCAGGUGUUGGUCAAAACUCAAAGGCUCGAGGAACUGGCUAUCAAGCAGUCAAGACAGUUGAUUCCAGUAACACCCUCAAUGCCUAAAACUUUGGUUCAUAGUUCUGAGAAAUCAAAGCCCAAAACAGCUAUCAGAAAUGCUGAGAUGAAUGUAGUUACCAAGAGUGGGACACAGCAACCCUCUGCGUUGCACAUUGCAAGCCAAUCUGUUCGCAGUGUAAAUGCCAAAGUUGAAGCUCCAAAGACAUCUGGAAAGUUUACUGAUCUGAAAUCCGUUGUGUGGGAAAAUGGUGCUUCCCCUGCCUCCAAGGAUGUAUCACAUCCAACAAAUUAUUCUAGCACCAAACCUGGAAAUCAACAUGCUGUUGCUUCAGGAGCUGCUUCUGCUCCUUUGAGGAACCCCAAUAACCUAAAACCCUCCGCAGAGCGAAAAUCAUCUUCUUUAGAUCUGAAAUUAGGUUCAACUUUUGAUAAGAAACAUUCCAUAUCUCAAGUGCAGAGCCGGAAUGAUUUCUUCAAUCUCAUUAAGAAGAAAACAUUGAUGAACUCUUCUGCAGUUCUUCCAGAUUCUGGCCCAAUAGUUCCAUCUCCCAUGAUGGAGAAAUCUCAUGAAGUAAAUAGGGAAAUAGAUAACGAAUCUACAAGUCCCCAGUCUCCUGGAAAUGGUACUGAACUGAUAACUAGCAAUGGUAAUGCCCAUGCUCAUGAAGAAGUUCACAGACUUUCUAAUAAUGAAGAGAAAGAAUCAAUUCCCUGUGCAACAGUAUAUCCAGAUGAGGAAGAAGCUGCAUUCCUUCGUUCUCUUGGCUGGGAGGAGAACUCAGACGAGGAUGAAGGCCUUACUGAAGAGGAAAUCAAUGCUUUCUAUCAGGAGUUCAAGAACUUGGACCCAACUACAUUCAAGCUAUGCCAGGGCAUGCAGCCAAAGCUGUCUAAGUUGUUCGAAUCUUACGCAUCUAAUUUGCAUGGAUCUUCUGCUGAAUUGAGCUCUUCUGGUCCUGGAUCUGAAGCAUGA